CAGCUCACCAAGCGCCUCGGCAGCGGCAGCACAGCGCCAGUCUUUCUCGGCCGCUCGUCCCUUCACGGCGCUGCCAGAGCGUACAAGCUCGCUAUCGAGCCCAGGCAGCGCCCUGACGGAGCGGCGGCGACUCCCGAGGACGUUAAGGCGUUGGUGGUCCGUCUGCCAGCGGGAGUUCGCCGUCGAUGCGCAGAGGUACCGGGAGGUUCAGUGGAGCAUGCAGCAGAACGGGCUGGCCAGCGCGCCGUUUCUGCGAUGCUUCACCUGGAGGGCGGAGAGGGACGGGGGCGCGACGUACAGAGAGAGCGGAGCGGGGGAGGCAGACAAGUGUCUGUACUUGGAGCUAGACCUGCUGCCCGGUAGACAAAACGAAGAAGAGGGUGCGGCGCCUUGGGUGGAAACGUGUGUCGAAACAUUGUCUUUUUUGGCCAUUCUUCAUCUCUUGCAGACUCGUAUGCGUCGCUCAACGAGUACGUGUGGAACCAGGGCAGGGACUUCCUGACCAUCGACAACUACUACCCCUGCAGAAGGCCCGACGACCACGAGGGCAUCCUCGAGAAGCUCAUCGAGUUUGUCAGGGCCUUCAAGCGGGCGGCAGUGGCCCACCUGGUGGCGCAUGACAUGGGUUUUGUCUGCGGGGACCACUACAUCAACAACGUAUACAUCGAUACCAAGCCAGUCCCGUCAGGUGAGAAGGAGACGAACAAUCGAACACCCAGCUUUCUUCUGAGGUACUCCUGUCCUUUCGUUAGACAUGCUCAAGGCCACGGAAAUCCUCGCCGCCAUCAGGACCGCCACCUCCCCCACCACCACUCCGUGGGAGGCGCUCAGCGUGGUGCUGAUCGACCUGGCCAACAUGUUCCUCAUGGACGACGAUUUGCACACUCAAAACCACCCCCGAGAGCCCGUCGCCCGUGUGCCGUGCAGGAAGGACGCCCAGGACGCCGCCGCACAGCUGCCCACCCACACUCAGUUCCAUGCGGCGCCAGAGCAGAUUAUCCUGCACGUGCACUACUUGAUGGAGGACAAGGACGCCACGUCAGGCAUUGGUGAGGGCACGCUCAAUUCCCCCUCCCUCCCUCGCAUGGACGUGCAUGCCUGUGACACAACAUGGUGUGUCUCCGUUUGUGUGUCUCCCCUUCAGGUCAUCCAUCGGUCAGAUCCGCCAGGAAGCUGCACCGCACCCUCAAGAAGCAGCGGCUGAUCGAGGGGUCGUCGCGGCGCGAGGCGGAUGUGCUGAUCGGCCAGCUCACGCCUGUGUUCGGGCUUGGCCUCGCCUUGUCGAACGCCAUCGGGGGAAGGAUGUGGCAGACUGCCCUGGCCAGGCGCGAAGGUGACGCGAGAACGGCUACGGCGAGCAGCAGAUGGUGACGGCGUUGAACUGGGACGAGACCGUCCAGACCCGCCCCAUCUUCGACGACCGCGAGCCGCGUCAUCUGCACCUGAGGACAUUAGAGCGCGGCCUGGAGUGGCUGGAUCAUGCCAUCAAGAAGCUGUCGGCCAUCGCAGCAAAAGGCGCUCAAUUUCGAUCAGGGGGAGAGGGGUACCUUGGGAGAGAUGGUGGAUAGUCUGCAUGAGGUCAUGGUUUUCUUGGAGGGUCAGAAGGCCGGCAACCCGCGAUCUCCGCCGAUUGCGGACGAGCCCAAGAGGAG
Vitrella brassicaformis is the source of this 1652-nucleotide messenger RNA. NCBI's taxonomy places the organism in Eukaryota, Vitrellaceae. The record is from the annotation of a GenBank genome assembly.